AUGGGGAUUCCGGUAGUGCUGUUAGGGAUGCUGAGCUUCCUGGGAGUGGCUGGGGGGGUCUCUUCUGCCCUCCGCUGGGACAGCACCUCCUGCCACUUGGUCAGGCCCACCCCCGGCAGCCCCUUGGGGACACUGAGCUUCCUGGGAAAGGAUGCCCAAGGACUGGCCCUGUUCCAGGCCCACUGGGACAGGCACGGGAGGCUGCAAGCGUGUAGCUGGCGAGACGAGCCAGAGCUCACCGCAGCCUUCAGUGCCCUCUGUGCUGGUGAGAUCACCCGGGGCUCCUUCAUCCACACUCCUGGACCCGAGCUGCAGAGAGCCCUGGCCACACUUCAGAGUCAGGGGGGCGCCUGCCGAGGGCCUGAAGAGGGUCCAGCAGGGGCUAGGGAGAAGCGAGCAGCAGGGACCAGGGAGGAGCAAGCAGGACACAGCAGAGCACCUGGCAGCAGAAGACCCCAGCGGGUGAAGAGAGGCUGGACCAUGCCUGGCACGCUGUGGUGUGGAGUAGGGGAUUCUGCUGGGAGCUCCUCGGAGCUGGGGGUCUUCCAAGGCCCUGAUCUCUGCUGCCGGGAACACGACCAUUGCCCACAGAACAUCUCGCCCUUCCAGUACAACUAUGGCAUCCGAAACUACCGAUUCCACACCAUCUCCCACUGUGACUGUGAUGCCAGGUUCCAGCAAUGCCUGCAGAACCAGCAGGACUCCAUCUCGGACAUCGUGGGUGUGGCCUUCUUCAAUGUGCUGGAGAUCCCCUGCUUCGAGCUGGAGGAACAGGAGGCCUGUGUGGCGUGGUACUGGUGGGGAGGGUGUAGAACAUAUGGCUCCAUACCCCUUGCCCGCCUCCAGUCCAGGAGGACCUUCUACAAUGCCUCCUGGAGCUCCCUGGCCACCCCUGUGACUCCCAGCCUCCAGAGCCCAGCCCCCAGCAGGCCUCCGCAGAAGCAACGUUCUCAGAAGCGGCCGCCACAAUGGAAAGGGUCUAAGCACCCCCACAAAACCAACACCACAGCCAUCCAUGUCCCCGUGGCCUCCACCAAACCUGAUAUGUCCCCCACAGCCUGGCUGGAGGUCACCCAUCCAGGCUUCCAGGGGCCACAGAAUGGCCUAAAACCUCAGGAUGCCCGCUGGGCCUGCCGCGGCUUGCGCCGUCUGGAUCAAUGCAAGCAGCAGAUUGGGCCUCAGGAAACCAAGUUCCAACUGCUCAAUAGUGCCCAUGAGCCCCUCUUCCACUGCAACUGCACACGUCGUCUGGCACGCUUCCUGAGGCUCCAGAGCCCAGCUGCGGGCACCAACAUGCUUUGGGAGCUGCUAGGCAUGACCUGCUUCAAGCUGGCCCCUCCACUGGACUGUGCUGAGGGCAAAAGCUGUUCCAGAGACCCUAGGGCCAUCAAGGUGACAGCCGGGCAUUUGCGGCGACUUCAAAAGAGCCGACGCCGGCUCUGGGGUGUGGGCACAGGUGAGGGGCAGGUGUGGCCUUCAGAUCACCCAAGAGCCACCAUGUCAUUCUAUGACCGCUGCCUGCAGCUGACCCAGGCAGCCCGGAGACCCAUAGGGCAGCAGAAAUCCUAGAACGGAAUGAUCUCAGUUCCAGCUCUCCUGGGCACCAGACUGGACACUGCCCCUAGCUCUGCUAGGCCCCAGGGGGUCUUGGCUUCCUCUCCAUGUGUUAGACUGAAGCAUGGCUCGGGCCCCUGUGGACAGCCAGGCGGCAACGAGAGUCAAGGCUAAAAUGCUGGACCACGUCUCCUGCUGUGCUGAGUGAUCUCGAGCUGGUGAUACAACCCCUCUGUGCUUGGAUGUGGUGUUCAGGAGGCGCAUUCUGAUGCCCUGGGCUUGGGCCUUGCCAGAUGGGAAUGGGGAAAGGGUAACUUUUAUUACAGCAGCCUCAGGAGGUACCAGGAGGAGGUACACGUAUCUCCAGGUUGCAAAAUGAACACAUAUCUCAAAAGCCUGUCCAAGGAGCCCCAAGCACCUACUUGCUGAGGCCUGAGGCAGCAGGUGGGGAAUGGGAUGUCACAGAAGCGCCUGUAUCUGAAUCCAGGAAAGGGGAGGGUGCUAGGGGGUGCUUCCCAACUCUUCCCUGGGGGAUCCCUUCUCAACAGCUGCUGUGCCCUUCCUGGCCCAGCCCUGGACCAUUUUUUACUACCCUAAACCCAAAUUCAAAUCUCUUCUGUGUCCUUGAACGAGGGACCUUCCCCACUCUGGGCCUUAGUAACUCCUCUGAAAAGGGGCAGUGUGACCAGGACCUACCUCAUAGGAUUGUUGAGGAUUAAGUAAACCAAUACAUGGAGAAUGCUUAGCACCUAGUAAAUGUUCUCUCCCUCUAACAUAUAGCCAGACUGUGGUUAGGCAUCUGAUUCUGAGAGGUUCACCUCCUGGAGGCCUCAGUUUGCCCACCUGUGAAAUAGGUCUAAGAAUUGCACUGAACACACCGCAACUCAGGGUUGUGGUGCAGAUUAAAAGA
This is a messenger RNA of Leptonychotes weddellii (Weddell seal), 2464 nucleotides long. RefSeq names its product phospholipase A2 group III (gene PLA2G3). Gene Ontology annotation, molecular function: A2-type glycerophospholipase activity. Gene Ontology annotation, biological process: phospholipid metabolic process; arachidonate secretion. The record is from RefSeq and is a predicted model, not a curated record. Lineage: Eukaryota; Metazoa; Chordata; Mammalia; Carnivora; Phocidae.